CCGGCCGUGGCCAUGGCGGGGUAUUUGACUCCGCGCUUCAGGAGAAUCCGCAGCCAGAGCGAGUUGCAGCCGCGGCGCGGGAGCGGGCGGCGCCGAGACUGCGAUGGUCCUUUUCACGCAACUCAGCUGUGGAAUAGUAUUAUACAUGCCCUUCACAAUCAAGUGGAAAUCAAAAGACGUAGACAACACCUGAAAACAUACAGAAACUGUUUCACCGGCUCCAAUGCUGUUGAUGUGGUACUGAGCCAUCUUAUGCAAAGCAUGUACCUAAGCUGCAAUGACAUUUCUCGGCUGAAGGGGGUCCGUGUAUGCCAAGCGUUGAUGGAUCACAAAGUGUUUGAGCCAGUUGGAGCCAAGCUUUACUUAUUCAAGAAUGGGAAGGAGACAGAGUUUGAAGACACAGACACUAGUCUCUAUAGGUUUGUAAACAGCAGUCUUGAUCCUCUUCUUCCAAGAAAGAAUAAGGACAAUGAAAACUUGUCUCCUGAGCAAAUCUGCAAACAGAAAACAAAACUAUGUUCCAAAAAGUGUGGCACAACACUUUCAAAUCCCUUAGCAUUGGAAGCAGCUGAUAAAAAGAGGAUUGAGGAGCUUCUUCAAUCAAUACAUGUUCAUGCAUCUUUACCUCCAAAGAUCAUGGUUAAUGAACCGACUCGCCUGCUUUCAAAAGGAGUAAUAGAAGAUGUCUGGAAACAGCAAGCUCUGCUACGACUGCUGCAGUUAAUUGAUGUUCCCCUUCUAGAAGAUAUCUUGGUGUCUUCAGUGAAGACAAAAUCAGACAGGUUUGGCAAAGAAGAAGACAUGAUUAUCUCAAAUACUUUCCUGGACAGAGAGGUUACAUGUAGCUUAAACUUGCCCGAGCUUGACAGAUGGCUCUAUGCUGCAAUUGAAUGCUUGGAGUAUUUUCCUGACCAAUUCCUAGUGAUGGUUAGUCAGCAGUUACCUGAAAGCACUAACAACCCCAGCAGUCUGAAUACAUACAAGAAGAUUCUUUUUGAUGUUAUUAUGAAGUAUUACAGUCAAAAGAAGGACUCUCUGCUUGCCACUCAGGAUUUUGAUGUUCAUUCAGGAAUUAUAGAACUUAUAGAAAAAGGAAAAACAGAUCAAGCUCUGGAGGCAUUACAACUUUAUUUAAAAUUAUUAGCACCAAAUAUCAGUGAAGAACUUCACAGGCUCCUUACAUUCCUAGCCAUUGCAUCAGAAUCUGAGGGCUACAGAUUGCAAAAACAAUUUGAGAACAGAUUUGUGAUCAUCAAGACUUGUACAAAGUUCAUCUUACAAAACAGGACACUGUCAAAGCCACAGGCAGAACUGCUGACUCAGUUUCUCAUGGACAAUCACUCCGAGCUCUUCAAGGCUCCUUUAACUCUUCUGGAACUAACGAGUAGGAGACUUCAGAGUUUGCUAGAAGGGCAAGAUCCAGAUAUCAAUUCAGGCUUCACCUUCUGUCAGCGCAUUACAGCUAAAGAAUAUGAAGAUCAAAAGCAACAAACUAAUCAGUAUCUUCUAGCACUGGUUCAAGAGAUAGACAAUGACCCUACUAUUCCUUUGAAGCAAAAGAAGAAAUUAAUCAAAGAAUUCCAAAAAUACCAUUCUUUUGUCUACUGUAGUGAUUGUAAAACUACAUGUGAAUUUUGUACUCCAAAUGGUUAGACUUCAAUACAGCCUUUUUAAAUAUUUUUUGAAAGAGUGAAGGAGGCACAUGAAAAUUGCUCAUAAAAAUGUUUUUAUCUUACAUCUUUACAUCUUCAGUUUCAGGAAGCUACAACUAUCAAAAUUACUAUGCUGUUAUAAAGCAUUAAAUCUAAUUUAUCUUUUAAGCAAAAUAUACUUAAUUAUUUGUAAGUAGUAGUAACAGCUCACUGCUUGGGCUGCCAUGAGUUCAGGGUUUGGCACUUUUUUCAAUCUGUCCCACAACCCCAUGGCUUUCUGUCUGAGCCACAUCUAUGUUCUGAGCCGUGCUUGGGUUGAUAGUCAGUAGGGGAUUUUAAUCUUUUCUAUCUUUAAUUAAUAAUAACUUCAUCUCAUCUUAAACUGUAGACUAUGACUCCUGUGGGUAUUGUAAAAGUGUAGAAAGUGUGUAAAAAAAGUUGGAAGCAGGUCAGUGGGUUUUGAAUCUGCAGCAGGAAGGAUUUAUUAGGCAGGCGAGCUGUGCGUGCUUACAGUCAGUAAUUACAACCUGUUGUUACUGCCUCCCCACUCUGGCAGACUGAGCCUCUGCUAAUUCAAGGGAAAAGUUACAUUUUGAAGAAAUCCUCUCCAGGUCUCUUUGUGGGCUCCCUUAAGGUACAGGAAGGCAACAAUUAGGUCACCCCCAAAGCCUUCUCUUUUUCAUGCUCUCUCAGCCUUUUUUUAAUAAUAAAUGAAUAUGUGAUAUAGUGUGAUAGGGGUUACAUUACUUCUUUCAUCCUUGCAACAGACAUUUUGUCAUGUAUUGAACAAAGGCUCAAAGACUUGGUAUUGGAAGGGGCCUCUGGUCUACUCUCACCAGCCAGGUUGAAGUGGAGUUGAUUAGUGCAGGCUACUCAAGGACUUUUCCAGUUGAGUUUAGAGUAUCUCCAAUAACAGAUAUGCCACAGCCUCUUGGGUGAGUCUGGUCCAGACUUUCACCAGUCUCACAGUAUUUAAAAACAAACAAUCAAACCCUACCUCCACACAAAAAAGAAAAAAGAAAAAACCCAACCAAAAUAAACUGCCUUAUGCUUAGGCAGAAUUUCUUGCACUGCCUCCUGUCUUUUCACUGGCACUGUUGAAAUGUCUGGCUCAGUCUUCUUCACUCCCUCCUGUAAGCAUUCUCAGGGCUAAACAAUCACAGCACUCUCAGCCCCUUCCCUGUGUGACAGAUCCUCUACUUUGUAAUUUCCUUGGCCCCAUUGCUGGACUAGUUCCACUAUAAGCAUGAUUUAAUGAUUUUUUUUCCUAUUGUGACUGUUCUGCUUUAGGUGUCUCCAUCCUCCUGUAGGCUUCAAAUAUAGUCAAGUGAGCAGGAUACCAAAGCCUUCUUAGAACAAGUGCUGUUUGUUUUUUUUUUUAAUUGAAAUCGUUGCACUGUAAGAUACAAACGACACAACCUAUUACCUGUGCACUUAGUUAACUUGCAUAUUUGAAGUGGCCUUAUUUAAAUUACCUGGCCCUAUUAGAAAUUAGGGAAUGUCGUUGAAAUCUCUGUUCAUGAAUCCCUGUUUAUGCACUUGCUAUUUAAGUGUGACUCACCAGUAUGAAAUAAUUAAUUUCUAGAGGAGGAAAAACAUCCAAGUUUCCCCUUUCAGAGGUGAAUGCCCUAAUUCCUAUACUACAGGGCCAUGUAUUCUUUUUCUAACCCUGUGUGGGGCUUUGAUCAUUCUCCCAGAAGAGGCAGCAUAUACAGAAGCAGGUUAUUGAGACUUGUACACAGGAAAGUAUUUCCUAAGUGCUUCUAGUGUUGAGUAGUAGAAGAAAGAGGUUUUAAUUGUUUUUUUGUCCUAAUAGCUCUCUCUCUCUGUCUUCAGUCUGUUUACUGUGUCUUACUUAAAAUACUAAACCUGGUAACAGGCAGAGGUGAUAAUGGUAAUUUGUAGGCUGGGAAUUGCUUUGGGAAAAACUGUGUUGUUAAAAAACAAACUUGCACUUUGUGACUCGAUUUAGAAUUUUCUUGUGCUAAUUUAAAUAUAAUAAAUA
Messenger RNA from Camarhynchus parvulus, 3657 nucleotides. RefSeq names its product DEP domain containing 4 (gene DEPDC4). Bases 13 to 1653 code for a protein of 546 amino acids. Gene Ontology annotation, biological process: intracellular signal transduction. The transcript has 9 exons. NCBI's taxonomy places the organism in Eukaryota, Metazoa, Chordata, Aves, Passeriformes, Thraupidae. The record is from RefSeq and is a predicted model, not a curated record.